AUGCUAAGUGAAUUGUACACUACCGACAGAAGUAGUUGGGGGACUAUCACCAGGGAACUGUUUUCGAACUACGGCAUGUUCAAACAGAAACUUGGAGAAGCGUUCGGAAACAUCGACGAGCUACGGACCGCGGAAAGACAACUAAGAUACCUACGACAGACCGGAUCCGCUCAGCAGUUGGCAACCAAAUUCCGACAGAUAGUAACACCACUACACUAUGAUGAUGCUAUUCAAAUCGCAACCUUUGAGAACAUGCUCAAGGAAGAAGUCCAGACGGAACUCAUCAAACUCGACCGACCCGACAACAUUGACAGAUUCAUUGAGAUGGCGGUCAAGAUUGACAACAAACUGUUCGAGAUCAAACAGAAGCGACAGGAGUUUCAGAGAUGGAAGAAAGUUGGAGGAUUCCCUCAGUAUGCCAACACAUCGGCAAAGCGAGGAACCCAAUACGACAAGGACGGCGAUGUCAAGAUGCAGCUCAACAACGUGAUCAGUAAGGAAGAAAUGGCCAAGCGCAAGGAAAACAAAGCCUGUUACAAGUGCGGACGAAAAGGACACUUUGCACGACAGUGCCGAUCAGGGCAAGGCAGACAGAACGGUAACGCCAGCCCUCAGAAAAUAACAACAGUCCAUCAACAAAUUGCGGCCAUACACCAGACAAUUGUGACCCCCUCGGACAGUGAGGAGGAGGAGUCAGAAAAUGAACAGGUCGACGAAGUCAAGGACUUCUGGGGACCGAUACUAGAAAAGGAAAUAUACGAAUCGCUCAAGAAUUUCGAGCAAGAAGAUACCCCUGGGCAAUCUAAGGGACGCCUCAGACAGAGUUCAGAAAGGGAACCACCCCAGGAAGAAGACGCUAACCCGGAAGAAGCGCAACCUCACCUACAACAAGGUCAAGAGAAAGGACCAAUCAGAGAACCUCGCAGAGAAGACCAAUACAGCAAAACCGCUGGACGGCGUAUUGAUGACCUUUCAUCAGGAAGUGAAAGCCAACACCCCCUGACGUUUCGAGACGGUGGAAAAGACAGAGAAGUUGACCACGAGGACUCGGAUCGAGAACCAGACACCCCGCAACAAUCACAGUUAACAAGAACAACAAACCUCAGAAGAGACGCCGCAAGGGCGAUCCACCAAGCAAAUGAAACAAUCAGACUGUUCCAGAAACGACCACCAAUCACAAGGAAAGAAUGGGAUUCAGUCCUAGGAACCAGCACGACGGUUCCAGGAACAAGAAUUGAGAUUCCGGAAACAAACAGUGAAGACUCCGAAACAACAGAGGAAUUCCCUGAAAUCGACUACGAAGAACCAAAACGAGAAUGCAGUUGCAAACCACCCAAACCAGUAUGUUGGGAAGACUCUAUUCAGACAUACCGACAACACAUCCUUGAAUGCGAAGAAUGCCACGAGUGGACAUUUCACAAAUGCGAUAUGCACGGGAAAAAGAACAUCGCACUCGCAAACGAAUUCGAAUACGUCUCACUCACCAAAGGAACACGGUUGUGCCACCCGAUGCUUGGGCAUACCGAAAGAUGUUCAUGCAUGUACUACCCACAAUAUGGAGGACACCAUCACAAGAAAAUACACUGGACGCAAUGCUAUGAGUCAAAAUGUCCGACUCACCUCGAAGAAAAGGAAAAGAACAAAUGGAAGCCAACGGCACCGAUGAUCAUCUAUCAACCCAUCCCGGACUGUCCGAAGGGCUGGAACGAAUGUUGGUGCUACGCAGAAGAAAUUUGGCAUCCUUUCCAUAAUAGCAUCGAAACUGACCAGUGCUACGCGAAAAAAUGUCCAUACCACGAAGGACGAGUCAUCUACACCGAUGAAGAUUGGACCGAAAUUGUUCUAUCACAGAAACGAUACCUUGAAAGACACAGAAAAGGACACCACCUUAUUGCCACAACUAUCAAGACAGGAGAAACUGUGAUCAUUAUCAAAGGAACAAUCGACGGACACGAAGCCAAAUUACUCCUUGACUCGGGAGCAUCGACGAAUUACAUUAGCGAAGCAUACGUCAAGAAAAACAGGAUCCAAACGUACGAGACAAACCUAUGGCAUACUGUACAAAAUUUUGAAGGACAAAUCACAAUCGAAGGAUUCGUACGACGAACUGAAAACAUCACAAUCAAAUCAGGAGAACAUGAAGAAAGCAUCCAACUGGAUUUAAGUCCGUUCGAGCGAAAGGAUUUCGACGUUAUACUCGGAAUGACAUGGCUACGAAAACAUAAUCCUGUCAUUGACUGGAAACACGAGACAGUGUCAAUAGACCUGAAGAUGCUACAAACAGAGCAAAUGGGGAUCAAACCGGACCAGCAGUUGAAGGUGAAACAUGCUGAAGAAAUAAACGAAAUAGGCCGACAAAUUGAAACACGAAGGAAACCAAAAGAAAUCUACGAAAAGGAACUGAAGGAAGUGCUCGACAAGCUACCAGAGAAAUACCGAGACUUUACCGAAUUAUUUGAGCACAGGUACCACAAGUGA
Messenger RNA from Talaromyces rugulosus, 2478 nucleotides. RefSeq lists its product as uncharacterized. Bases 1 to 2478 code for a protein of 825 amino acids. NCBI's taxonomy places the organism in Eukaryota, Fungi, Ascomycota, Eurotiomycetes, Eurotiales, Trichocomaceae. Gene Ontology annotation, molecular function: nucleic acid binding; zinc ion binding; aspartic-type endopeptidase activity. The record is from RefSeq and is a predicted model, not a curated record. Gene Ontology annotation, biological process: proteolysis. The transcript has 2 exons.